Molecule: messenger RNA, 495 nt
Organism: Acaulospora colombiana
Lineage: Eukaryota; Fungi; Glomeromycota; Glomeromycetes; Diversisporales; Acaulosporaceae
Source: the annotation of a GenBank genome assembly
AUGCCAAGAAAUUAUAACCUCCAAGAUUAUAAGCCUUCGUUUCCGCCGUCAAUAACCGCAUACGACAUAGUUAAAAUGCAUAUGGAGAAGGGUCUCGAUAAUGCAAAUAAGACAUCAAAUGCCUUUCUGAUUUAUAGAAUGGUGUAUAGUAGUGAAAUUGCGGAACAAGAUGUUGGGAAUAUUUCUAAAAUGGCCAGCAAUUCCUGGAGAAACGAAUCGAUGAAAGUCAGAAAAUUUUACAGGGAAAUGGCGAACGAAGUCAAAACUAGUUUUAAAAAGAUGGUUCCUAUUUGUUUUGUUGAUAACCAAGAUUUUCCGGUUGUCUCUUCGUACAAUUCUCCCCGAACAAGUAUGAACAUGUCUCACGAUUCCUUCAUGGUGAAUAGGCAGGGAAAUAUGGAUCUGACCGAUGAUGAAAUGUUCAUAAAAUCUCUUCCCGACCACCUAGCGUUAUUUUAUACGGAAAUUAUGGAUUCCUUGCCAAGUGAAUUUUAG